AUGAGUAAUAGGCCAAUACCACCAUUGGGUGCUACACAACCUAAGGUAUCUAUAGAGGCACAGAAAGGGGCAGAGGAGGAGAGGAUGAUUAGAAGAUAUAAAGAGGAAGAUGAUGAUGAUGAUGAUGAUGGUGAUGAUGGUCAACAUAGACUACAUGAACAGAUAGAUAGAGAGAGGGAGAAGGCUAGACGGAAAAGGGAAGAGGCAGCAGCAGCUGCAGCAGUUGUAUUGGAGGACCUAGCCCAUGGUAUGGCUACACCAUGUAUACUUGAUCUGAAGAUGGGUGCUAAACAACGUGCAGUAAGAUAUGGUUUAUCUAAAGCUAAGAUGGAGAGUAAAUUGAAGAAAUCACGACAGACAACAAGCCAUAGUUUAGCAUUUCGUAUGUGUGGUGUACAAUUAUAUGAUAGGAUUAGUGGUGAAAGGGUAUAUUAUAAUAAAUAUUAUGGAAGGAAACAAUCUGAACAAGGAGUAUUCCAGACUAUUAAUACCUUUUUUGAUUCAAUUCAAGAACCAUAUAAGAAGAUACUUAUUAAAAGGCUUGUUGAUAAGUUAGAGAGGCUUCUUACUAUACUACAAUCUCUUAAUGGUUUUCGGUUCUGGUCUGGUAGUCUACUAUUUGUAUUUGAUGGUCCAUCUACCACCCUAGAACAGGUUGGGAAGAUGACGACGACAACGACGACAUUCAAGGUGGUCCCUGAGGUGGAGGCUGACACUUAUGAUAAUACCAAACACUCUUUUUGGAAGGAUUACGUCGCCCAAAGGAAGCCUUGUGUAAUACGUGGUGGUAGUAAGGAUUACAUCAAACGUAUGAGUAAUGAUAAUAUGAUUAGAGUAGCUGGGGAGGAUAUGGUAACAGCUGAGGAGAGGAAAGAUAUGUCGGAGGGUUUUGGUAAGACCGAUUGGAAUGAUGAUAAAAGGCUUCAUAUCCCUUUUAAGGAUUUCAUCAAUAAAGUAACUACUGGUAAAGUGUAUAUGACUACACAAGAUAUACCUUUAUCUGAGUAUGAUGGUGGUCCUAUAAAGAGGAUGGGUACACAUAUACAGAAACUUAUAGAUAACAAACUGAUACCUAAGAAUCCAAGUAUAUUAGAGGAUACUGGUCUAACACAAUAUCAGGUUAAUAUGUGGUUUGGCGAUGCUAAAGAUGGGAGGAUGGAGCCAGAGUGGAGGAUGUGGGACAAUGGAGAGGAAGAGGAAGAGGAGGAGGAGGAAGAGGAGGCACAGCUUGAUAAGCUACUCGAUAUUGCUAUUGCUGAGGGGAAUUUCGAUGAUGAUGAUGAGGAGGAAGAGGAGGAAGAGGGACCAGAGGGUAAGAAAAGGAAGGUGGUGAUGGAGGAGGAGGAGGAGCUCAAGAAUCAAGGACCAUCCCACUUCUGUAAUACUACUAUCAUCACUAUCGAUGAUACUGGUGAUAUUAUGUUAUAUCAUACUCCUCUACACAAGGAGAAGAAGAAAAAGAAGAAGAAGGAGGUGGACAUCUUGCAGUUAACUAUUGGUAUCAUCCCCCAGUGUAUGGAGGUACUUAUGAUAAACCAUAUGUUGAUAAUUACUGGUCUGAGAGAUGGGAUACUAUCCUAUCAGCUUAAACCACCUUAUCAUUAG
Perkinsus marinus ATCC 50983 is the source of this 1605-nucleotide messenger RNA. Its product is annotated as inositol hexakisphosphate kinase, putative. Bases 1 to 1605 code for a protein of 534 amino acids. Gene Ontology annotation, biological process: phosphatidylinositol phosphate biosynthetic process; inositol phosphate biosynthetic process. The record is from RefSeq and is a predicted model, not a curated record. Gene Ontology annotation, molecular function: inositol hexakisphosphate kinase activity. The transcript is spliced from 11 exons. Gene Ontology annotation, cellular component: nucleus; cytoplasm. Lineage: Eukaryota; Perkinsozoa; Perkinsida; Perkinsidae.